This is a messenger RNA of Adineta ricciae, 2370 nucleotides long. NCBI's taxonomy places the organism in Eukaryota, Metazoa, Rotifera, Eurotatoria, Adinetida, Adinetidae. The record is from the annotation of a GenBank genome assembly.
AUGUCUACAACUUCUUGCUUUUCAUUGUUCUUGUUGUUAUUUAUUAUAUUAAUAAAUAUCACCUCUAUUGUAAAUCUUCAUUGUCAUGAUGAUUUACAUGGAUCUAUUCGAUUAAUUGAAAAUUGCCGCGCAUGUGUUAUUUAUAUUGAUACGAAUAUUCGUCUAGCUAUUUCUCCCCGAACAACGAGUUUAUCUCAAACGUCAUCAAUAGAAGAAUUAGCUUUCCUUAAUGAAAGAAAGCGUUAUCGUCGCCAUGAUCCUAAUAUAAUUAUCCGUCAGAGAUGUGCCCGUGAACACGACGGUGCGUUAUACGGGUAUGAUCAAACGCAUUGUUACUGCAAUUCCAAUCGAUGUAAUUCCGAUAUACAACGAUGUAUUUAUGAAAUAGCAUCGAAGCGUUAUUUUUCAUGUUAUCAUGGGUACGAUUCCAGUGGAAAUUUACCUGAAAUCUCCAAGAAAUGUCGCAGUUGUCGGAUACGAAUGGAUACUAAUCGGAAAUACCAUUACGAAUGCUUAGAAUUUGGCCAACAAGAACAAAGUAAUCAAACGCAUUGCACGUGCCAAUAUCCGAUGUGUAAUCAAAAUCUUGGCAUAUGUCAACGUUUCCAACAAAAAUCAUCACCACCGCCGCGCAUUCAUCUGAUUCGUUAUGUGAUUUCUAACGUUACGAGUACUAAAUCAGCAGUAACCACAAAGACGACAACAACAACAACAACAACGCCAAUGUCAAGUGUUACCGCGAAGUUAUCAACAUUUAUAAGUACGCAUCAAACUAAUGAAGAGAUUACAACUGAGAAUGUUACUUUAUCUCAAAUUGCUAAUCAUAUUUUAAGCAUGUCCAAAGCCACAAAAUUGGAAGAUUAUUGGCGCGAUCAGCAUCUCGAGAGUUUAUUGAAAGAAAUAACUCAACUUCUCACUCGGCGUAUGCCAUCUGAUCCACCGUUGGCGAUAGUUGAGUUUCUUCAAAAGAAAUUUCCGAAAUCUUUCAAAUCCAGCACAGAUAGUAUUGGUAUUGUUCCUAAACCACUGGCCGCCAGUUUACAAUUGAAAACACUCACGUCCGUGCAAUCGGAUACUCAUAAUGAAAGUAUGAACGAUACGCAACUUGGAAGUCAAUUAGCCAAUCAAAGUUUCAACAAUGGAUUGGUUACUAUGCCAACGAUGGGUUCGGCUUUUACAGAUUUAUUGAAAAAUGACACUGGUAGCUUAAGUCAAGAUCCACAGAUAAGUAUGAGAAAUCUCAUUCGAGCAGGCCGACUUGGUGAACAAGCGGUCAAAUGGGGUAAAAACAUCCGUUCAGAUCACGAUAUUCUUGAGGAAGAAGUUUUGCGACCAACGAAAAACAAACCUACAGCCUCGAGAGAAGAAUCAGGUGACCACUUUGCUUAUGAUCCCAUGACAGAAAAUAUCCAAGAAGUUCAAACACAUGAGCAACCAACCGUACGGCAAAUUAUCAAAUAUAAACAACAUCUUCGUACGGAAAAGGAUCGUCGAUUACAUCGAGAAGAACUAGCUAAAUUAGCACAAUCUCAACGUGAAAAGGAGGAAUUCUAUCGAUCGGAUCUUUCAGCUAAACCAGAAGACAAUCAACAACAACAGCAAAAUUUAGAUGAAGACGAUUCAGUCGUACCAGCUGCACCGACCGAGAAGAGUCAAACGAAAGCAUCGGAUAAGCCAGUGGUGAAAUCGAAAGAAGAAGAAGAGAUUUUAAAUGAUGAGAAUAUAUUUCGACCAAGAAUGCAACGAAAUCGGCAACGACAAAGGAAUAAACCAUCGACCGCACGAACGAAUGCAGCUGAUUCGCAACGGCGGUUUACGCGGGAUUUCCAACUGAUAACGAAAAGAGAAGAUGGAAAUGUAAUAUGUAAAGUAUGUGGCCAUGUUAUUAAUGAUGAUGACGGUCAACUGGCCAAUGAUUUCAAGGUCAAUUCGGCUGCAUCAUCAGCGCGCCCUUAUGAACCACAGCAAUCCAGUCAAUCUGUACAGUCAUCUUCUGCCGCUGUCGAUGAUUGGUUUGAAUCGUCAACAAGUGCAUCGGUAUCAAUUUCACAAUCAAACACUCCUCAUGCGGCUGAUGAGCAAAGCCAAUUAUUUCUUGGCUCGAUGACUUUUCGACGAAAUCUAUUUCAACCGAUUACAGAUGAUAACACGAACAUGGAUCGUCUGGCAUCACCGCGUAUCUCUGAAUCAGGUAUAUUCGCUCGAUCACCAGAGCCGAGAGCUCGUCGUCCAUCAUCAUCGCAAAGUAUUACAUCACCUGCGACAAAGAAACAUCAACCAGAUACUGUGACAAGUCCUCAGACAACAAGAACACUCGUACAACCAUCACCACCGCGCUCAAGACCACCUUCAGCUCCGACUACUAAGUAA